Messenger RNA from Cajanus cajan (pigeon pea), 2183 nucleotides. Its product is annotated as MLO-like protein 12. Gene Ontology annotation, biological process: defense response. The record is from RefSeq and is a predicted model, not a curated record. Lineage: Eukaryota; Viridiplantae; Streptophyta; Magnoliopsida; Fabales; Fabaceae. Gene Ontology annotation, cellular component: membrane.
ACAUAUAAAUCAAUACAUAGCAAAGUGCAAAAGCACUCUUCAAUUGCAUAGAAGCUCCCAAUUUUAUUUUGGAUUAAACAUAGUUCUCUUUCUAUAUCCUAUAGCUACACAGCCUUCCGAAUCUCUGAUUAUACCCUUCUCUGUGUCUUGCAACAAAUUGAGAAAAAAAUUAGACAUGGUCGAAGAAAAGCGAGUUUAUGAACGAACACUAGAGGAAACACCAACAUGGGCUGUUGCAGUCGUGUGUUUUGUGUUGCUUGCUAUUUCAAUCCUCUUAGAACAUAUUAUUCAUGCGAUCGGAAAGUGGUUCAAAAGGAAAAACAAGAAUGCUCUUUUUGAAGCGUUGGAAAAGGUUAAAGGAGAGCUUAUGGUGCUAGGAUUCAUAUCCUUGAUGCUAACUGUGUUGCAAGAUCCAAUUUCGAAGAUCUGUGUGUCCCCAAAGGUUGCAUCUAGUUGGCAUCCUUGUGCCAACCCAAAACCAUUUGGUACAACUGAGGAUAAAUCUGGUGAGGAUGAAUCUGGUGAUGAUGACGUUGAGAUCAAUUCUAGGAAACUCCUCCAAUAUUAUUAUGAAACCAUACCAAGGCGUGUUCUGGCUACAAAAGGAUAUGACAAAUGCUUUGCAAAGGGAAAAGUGGCUUUUGUUUCAGCAUAUGGGAUUCACCAGCUCCAUAUGUUUAUCUUUGUGCUAGCUAUUUUCCAUAUCUUACAAUGCAUUGUGACACUGACUUUGGGAAGAACCAAGAUGAGAAAAUGGAGGGCAUGGGAAAAUGAAACGAAAACCAUUGAAUAUCAAUUUUAUAAUGAUCCUGAGAGGUUCAGGUUUGCAAGGGAUACGACAUUUGGAAGAAGGCACUUGAACUCUUGGAGUCAGUCAGCAUUUUCCUUGGCUAUAGUUAGUUUCUUUCGACAAUUCAUUGGAUCUGUCAAUAAAGUUGACUAUUUAACAUUACGCCAUGGAUUUAUCACUGCGCAUCUGGCACCAGGAAGUGAUGCAAGAUUUGAUUUUCAGAAGUAUAUCCAGAGAUCACUUGAGGAAGAUUUUAAAGUUGUAGUGGGAAUAAGCCCAAUCAUAUGGUUCUUUGCGGUGCUAUUCCUGUUGACUAAUACUCAUGGGUGGUACUCUUAUUAUUGGCUUCCAUUUAUGCCAUUAAUUAUAAUCUUAUUAGUUGGUGCUAAGCUACAAAUGAUCAUAACAAAGAUGGGACUGAGGAUUGCAGACAGAGGGGAAGUUGUGAAAGGUGCACCUGUGGUUGAGCCAGGAGAUGACCUGUUCUGGUUUAACCGUCCACGCCUCCUCCUCUUCUUGAUUCAUCUUGUGCUCUUUCAGAAUGCUUUUCAACUGGCAUUCUUUUCUUGGAGUACUUAUGAAUUCUCCAUAGACUCUUGCUUCCAUGAAACAACUGUAGAUAUUGUCAUAAGACUUGCAAUGGGGAUUAUCAUACAAGUUUUAUGCAGCUAUGUGACUUUGCCUCUGUAUGCUCUAGUGACACAGAUGGGUUCAACCAUGAAGCCUACAAUUUUCAAUCAGAGAGUAGCAUCAGCACUGAAGAACUGGCACAACACUGCCAAAAAGCAAAUAAAAAACAGUAAGCAAACCACACCAUUCUCAAGCAGGACAUCAACUCCAACACAUGGUAUGUCUCCUAUUCAUCUGCUACAGAGACACCUUGCUGGUAGAAGUGACAGUGCACAAACAUCUCCAAGGGCAUCCAACUAUGAAAAUGAACAAUGGGAUCUUGAAGGCUCACCUUCCCCAAGCAACCAUGCAGUAGCAUCUAAUGAGACCCAGAUGCAAGUUUUUGAACCAGGCACAACUUCAGAAUUGCCUGUCAGCUCUCAACUUGAAAUCAGAGUUAGCUCCUCAGAAUUUUCCUUUGAGAAGAGACAUCAUGAGGGAGGUGAUUAGAUAUGCACAUUGUUUUUGGUUAACCAGAUUCUUCAAUGUACAGCUUCUGUACAUAUCAAAGUUCAAAUGCAUGUUUUUGCAUGGAUUUGAAGAAUGAGGCACAAUAUCUUGUUGAAGGAGAACGAUUUGUUAAAUGAUGAGUGACACUUAGUUGAAGGCGUAAUUUGUCGUUGAAACUUCAUGAUGUGUCUAUAUGAAAGUGUUCAACAAAACAUGUAUCCCUUCCAAAUGACCACUACUACAUUUUAAUUUUUUAACAAUAUUUUUGUUCUUA